Aspergillus sclerotioniger CBS 115572 is the source of this 591-nucleotide messenger RNA. Its product is annotated as ATP19 family protein. Gene Ontology annotation, biological process: proton motive force-driven ATP synthesis. The transcript is spliced from 4 exons. The coding region runs from base 93 to 314 and encodes 73 amino acids. NCBI's taxonomy places the organism in Eukaryota, Fungi, Ascomycota, Eurotiomycetes, Eurotiales, Aspergillaceae. The record is from RefSeq and is a predicted model, not a curated record.
GCCAGGCCCAAACAGGACCUAGCAUCGCACCGCUACAUCCGCCGCUGUGACCUCACCGUUCUCCAUUGAACUCUCGCCUCCAAUCCGUCAUCAUGGUCGUCUACUACCAGAUCGCCGGCAAGCAGAUCGGCUCCCACGUCCUCGCCAUGGGCGUUCUAGGUGCUCUCUUCGGUGGUGUUGGUCUCGCUACCCGUGGUGGCAGUCAGCCCAAGCCUGCCGCCCCUCCCAUCCAGGCUUCCUCCAAGGAUGAGGAGACCUUCAUUCAGGACUUCCUGAAACAGAUGAACGGAGAGGACAAAAAGAAGGACCAUUAGAAUACCGCUUUAAUACGGGAAUGAGUCGAGGACUAUGAAAUGAAUAUGCUCGAAAAAUGGGUCAUUGGCCGGAUUGAUCUUGAUUCUCCGUGACGGGUCGAGCAAUGUCCUUGAAAUCUUGCCCUGCUGGAACGGCCUGGCGGUUCCAGGGAGGUGUGAAUCUGUACAUAUAGAGUAUACACCCUGAACGUUUGUUCUCCAACUUGCACUUGCCGGUGUGGAAGAGAAUGAUAGACGAAUCUGUAGGCGAUGAUAGAUGGGUGUAGAAAAGUAUGUA